This is a messenger RNA of Exserohilum turcica Et28A, 859 nucleotides long. RefSeq lists its product as uncharacterized. Gene Ontology annotation, biological process: endosome transport via multivesicular body sorting pathway. Gene Ontology annotation, cellular component: fungal-type vacuole lumen; fungal-type vacuole membrane. NCBI's taxonomy places the organism in Eukaryota, Fungi, Ascomycota, Dothideomycetes, Pleosporales, Pleosporaceae. The coding region runs from base 73 to 588 and encodes 171 amino acids. The transcript has 2 exons. The record is from RefSeq and is a predicted model, not a curated record. Gene Ontology annotation, molecular function: ubiquitin protein ligase binding.
GACUCGAUUGCGCCGACACUCGAUAUACCCUAUACUCACAGUACAACCACUCGAGACGCAGAACUCGCUACCAUGUGCGGCUCCGACUGCUUCUUGAUGCUUCUCAGCGUCCUGUUCCCACCCGUAGGCGUGUGGGUCAAGAAGGGCCUCUGUAGCGCCGAAUCUCUGAUCAACCUUGCGCUUUGCUGUCUCGGGUUCCUUCCAGGCCUUCUGCACGCCUGGUACGUGAUCCUCCAGAACCCAGAUCCAUACGACGCCUACCAGCCAGUUCCGGAUCGCGAAUAUGGCAACAGCAGCAACGGCAGAGUCACGUACUAUGUCGUCUCGCACGAGCAAGGCGCGGGGCGACCAGCGAAUUACGGCACUGUGGCGGCUCAGCCAAGUAAUGGACAGUUCCCGGGCCAGCAGAGCGGUGUGACGAACAGCUUUGCACCGCCUCAAGGACACAAGGCGGCGAAGAACAGCGCGCCUGCUCCGAGUGCGUCAGCGCCAGCACCUCAGGGUGGCGAGGGCAGCUCCAGUCAGCCCGAGGGGCCACCUCCGACGUAUGCCGAUGUCAUCAAGGGCGACCACAAGGUGCAGGACUAGUAAGAGGGGGAGGUUGGCACUUCCAAGAGGAAGAUAUUUUUUGCGCAGUGUGAUGGAUUCAGAAUUAUGGAUUGGGGCUAUGGCGUUGAAGGGACAUGGGGUAUUAGCGCAAGGGCCUGCAGCAUGGGAAACACUGGUUGUAUGGACGCGAUAGGCGCGGAACGGUAAUGGGCAGGUCGAGACAAGAGGGUGUUGGAUGCCCACCACCUAGUGUUUGUGUAAUGUAAAACAUGUUUGGCAGUCCAAUGCAUACGUCAUUGCGCGAAAGCUU